UGUAUCUAUAGUGUAUGCAAGUAAAAUUGUCACUCUUGUAAAUUUUAAUGAUUCCAAGAGCAUGGUUAAGAAUUUUUGUAAAAAGAAAAAAAAAUUGUGUAAAAAUAAGCAAAUCCAUCAUCUUACUUGCACAGGUGGAUUAAGUCCUAGUGAAUUGAAUGUGAUGAACCAGUGAAGGUAAGAUGACAAAUGUGAAUUUGAAGCAGAAAAUGGAAUUUUCAUCUCAGAAAAAAAUUUGUUUACUAAAAUUGAUAUAAUCAGAAAUAACCACAUAUUAAGUAACUAGGCAUUUUCAACUGAAAAUAAAUGAUUGGACUUUUAACUUCAUAAGCUGCAGCUCGUGAUUGUAAGACAGACUGAAGUAGGGGGCUAGUCGCGUAGUCUAUGAAUGUUGGAAGUGAAUUUACUAGGAAAUGAAGUGGUAUCUGGUUUGCGGUUGCGAUUAGUCCUGACGGCAGAAAAAGGUGAACUGGCCAAGGCUGUGAAGCGUGCACGCGACUCCGGCCCGGUAUCCGGGAAAACGUGUGCAGAAGGAAUAAUUCAAGCCAUGUUCUCAGCCUAGUCACGCUAAUCUAUGAAAUUGUUAUUAAUGAACACACAAUUCAUGAAAUGAAAAUACUCUUUUAUCAUUUCUUGGUUUUACAAGUUACAAUUAAUAAGUACAAUUACAAAUCUGGAUUGAUUGCCUCGUCAAUGGUGGUGGCAGCUUUUCGCCUCGCUGCACCAAGCUGCAAUAUGUUGCACUGAGGGGGCUUUAUAGUCGCACAGACACUGGCGAGGCACCAAUGUGCUGUAACAGUCUGAGUGGAUUGAAGGAGAACCAACAGGUAAUGUGCAAAUAGUUGUCCAUACAAAUAGUUAUGGGUUGGUGCUGCUUGGAUUCAUGUUUUUGACAAAGUGCUCUAGAUAUUUUACAAAAAUAUCAGGUCAUCCAGCCACUCUCAUGAACAAUUCCAACUGAUCUAAAAAUUAACUUUGCAUUCUAAUUUGAGGGACAAUAGUGCGAGUGCAAAAUGUCCAGCUGCUUUCAAACAACAAACAGCUAUAAUAUUUUGACCUGUUUCACCAUGCCACCGCCCAGUGAUCCUGUGACAGAACCGGGUUGAACUUAGUGAUGCAGAUAUAAUUUACAAUUUAAAAAUGAGAUUGGUCUGGGAGGGUGCCAGGUUAGCCAGGACGUCUAACCUCGGGGUUGGUGUGGCUCACUUCGCUCAGUAGUUGCAUCUGUUAGUAUAGACUACCAACUAAUAGCAUCUUUGAGCGCUCCCUUCUCAUGGGUAGGUUUGGCGGAGAACAACUGAAUAAAACAAACAUUUUGACGGGCAUGGUUUGAUUCAUACGAGCCAAUGUGCUGGUACUAAGCCUGAGUCAGUAUGCUACAAAUUACACUGUUAACAUAUUUUGCACUUAACGUUACUCAUAUACGACCUCUGAUGGGCGCCCUGCUAUACAAAGAUUGUAGUCUGCCCUGUACUUUUUUUUUUUUUUUUCAAACUCCAUGGUGCGGCGGCGUGGCGACGAAGAUGUUAUACGGCGGGAGGGUCACGCCCUGCACCGCAAACUGGUCCAGGUAUUUGUGGUGAAUUAGGUACAGAAGAAUUUGGUUGAUAAGAUUAAACGGCAUGGAGAACUCGGUGAAGUAAGCGUUGCAGCUUCAACACGUGACUUAUCAUGUCCGUCUUGUGCCGUGAACUCCUGGAGACAUCACGUACGUAUCACAUACUGACGCCAACCGCCGGUGCUCCCUCUGGUCCGCAAAGGUCGUUAUGCCACAGCAACACUGGCUCCGAAAUGCGACGAACACGCCCGAGCGUGAUCUUCACAAAGUGUAAGAAAGUGCACCGCAACGAACGCCGCGACGACGACAGCGCCCGGCCGGGUGUGGCAAUGCGCCUAAUUAAACUCUUGAUUAUUUUGUUAAUUAGAACAACCAAAUUAAUAACAAUUUAAAAGAAGGGUUCAUGCUCGGGGGCAUCAUACCGCCCAUCGCGAGGGACCUGCACCAGCAGCACAUAGAGCGCGUGGUGGGGGAAGCCCUGAGUGCCUCGGGCCUGCAGCCGGGCGACCUGGACGCCGUCGCAGUCACGGUCAAGCCUGGUCUGCCCCUGUCGCUGCGGGUGGGACUGGAGUACAGCAAGCAGCUGGCGCGGGCAGCAGCUAAGCCCCUCAUCCCGAUACACCACAUGGAGGCGCACGCGCUCACCAUCCGCAUGACUCGCCAGGUGCAGUUCCCCUUCCUGGUGCUGCUGAUCUCGGGGGGACACUGCCUCCUGGCCGUGGCGCGAGCCGUGGACAGCUUCCUGCUGCUGGGCGAGAGCUUGGACGACGCGCCGGGCGAGGCCUUCGACAAGACGGCUCGCCGCCUGAAGCUGCGGAACCUGCCGGAGUUUGAGAGCCUGUCGGGGGGCGCGGCGCUGCAGGCGGCGGCCGCCAGGGGCGACCCCACCGCCUUCCCCUUCCCCUUCAUGCUGGACCGCUACCGCGACUGCAACUUCAGCAUGGCGGGCCUCAAGAACAAGGUGCUGCGGCACAUCCUGCGCCAGGAGUCGCUGCACGGCGUGGAGGCUGACGGGCUGAUCCCGGGCGUGUACGACCUGUGCGCGAGCUUCCAGUGGGCGGUGGCACGGCACCUGUGCCAGCGGCUGCAGCGUGCCGUGGAGUACGUGGCCCUGCGCGAGCUGCUGCCCCCGGAGCGCCGCAUCCUGGUGGUGUCAGGGGGAGUGGCGUGCAACUCCUACAUCACGGAGCGGCUGGCGGUGGUGUGCGCGGAGUACGGCUACACGCUCGCUGUGCCCCCUCCCCACCUGUGCACCGACAACGGCGUCAUGAUCGCCUGGAACGGCGUGGAGCGCUGGGUCGUGCGGGCCGGCGUCACGACGGACCUCGACUCGGUCGACUUUCAGUCCCGGUGCAUGCUGGGGGAGGACGGGCGUGCGGACGUAGAGCACGCGCAGAUCAAGUGCAAGUGGAUCAAGGACGGGCGGCUGCUGGGCUGGGAGUGAGUGAUCCCUGCCCCUGGGAGGACCAGCGAGGAGGGGAUGAGUCACACGAGGCGCGGGCCAGCCUCCGCGGUCUGCGCGGAGAGACGAGCGGCCGCCUGGUUCUCCGUGGCCGCCGGGUCAGCGCGCUGCUCGGCGUGCAGGUCCAGCAGCUCGCGCAGCCUCCACUUGACCCGCUGCACGGACCUGGCGUCGCUGCGUGCCGAGAUGGCCAGCACGUCGUCCAGCUGCAGGGCCCUGGUUGGCCGCAGCUCCUCCGGGACCUCGGCCAGCAGUCCUGCACGUCGGCAUCACAUCCACUAGCACUGCUCAGGGGGCCAGGAAGUAUGGAUUAUGAAACUGAUGUACAUAUACAGGUUCAUGAGGGAAUUGCAUAAUAGUGUAUCAGCGUAACUAUAAGAUAAAUAUAAAGCAAUACAAUACUGUA
Bacillus rossius redtenbacheri is the source of this 3426-nucleotide messenger RNA. RefSeq names its product tRNA N6-adenosine threonylcarbamoyltransferase, mitochondrial (gene Tcs4). The record is from RefSeq and is a predicted model, not a curated record. The transcript has 9 exons. Bases 1962 to 3002 code for a protein of 346 amino acids. NCBI's taxonomy places the organism in Eukaryota, Metazoa, Arthropoda, Insecta, Phasmatodea, Bacillidae. Gene Ontology annotation, cellular component: mitochondrion. Gene Ontology annotation, biological process: tRNA threonylcarbamoyladenosine modification.